Molecule: messenger RNA, 4897 nt
Organism: Sinocyclocheilus rhinocerous
Lineage: Eukaryota; Metazoa; Chordata; Actinopteri; Cypriniformes; Cyprinidae
Product: histone-lysine N-methyltransferase EHMT1-like
Exons: 27
Coding region: 57-3896 (1279 amino acids)
Biological process (GO): negative regulation of transcription by RNA polymerase II; peptidyl-lysine dimethylation
Cellular component (GO): chromatin; nucleus
Molecular function (GO): histone H3K9 methyltransferase activity; zinc ion binding; p53 binding
Source: RefSeq, a predicted model, not a curated record
GAAAGAAAGAAUCAGUGACGUAAGCAUAAGGGGGUGGGGUCUCGGGGUGAGGAGCCAUGGCUUCAAUGAAAACUGAGCCCUCCAGUUUGGCCAAUGGGAAUUCAGGCAAGAGGGAAACUAUGAAGUCCGAGGGGACAAAAGAGUCUCGCAGUGAUCAAGACGAGGGAGGAGAUGAAGAUCACUCGAACGGGCAAGCCAACCCUCUCAAAGAGGCCAAUGAGCUGAAUGGGACCUAUGAAAACACGGACACAAAGAGAACUGAACAGAACCUCUCUGCAGGGUCACCAGCCCGAUCCUCAACCAUGGAGAAUGGACUGUCAGAGACUGAGCCGCCCCAUGGCUCUACAGUGGGCAGUAAUGGAUAUAUUCUAAGCAAACAGCAGGAAGACACAGUGUCAGCCCCACAUAGGACUAACUGGUCCCCCGUAGGGGGUUCCACAUUGGGGCAUGGGACUAAAAGCUCGCCAACUUCAGCUUCUACAUUGCGACCCCCUGACCAGGGUUCUUCAAACAGUACUGCAAGCCCAGGACCGAGCCCAAUAGAGAGACGAGCGGACACAGAGACUAAAAACGGCAUAGUAUCGAAUACACCUCCACCAACGAUACAUCGCGCACGCAAAACUAUGUCAAGGCCGGCCUCAAACCAGUCACUAAAGCUUUUGAAUAGGGAAAAUAAGGAGCCAGUCGUGGUGAAAGAUGACAGUCUAGGCAAACCAGAGACAGUGCAGCCUCAGCCAUCUCCAAUCCAGAGUCAGCUACCUCAAAGCCAAACUGAUGCCACAUCUAUACUGAACACCACACCAGCCAAGCCACAAACAGUUGAACCCAGACCUGUCUCUCCCUCAGUAGCAGCUGUGUCAAGGAAGAAGAAAAGAAAGAUGGGAACUUACAGUCUUGUGCCCAAGAAGAAAAAUAAAGUCUUGAAACAACGCACAGUUCUGGAGAUGUUUCAGCGUAUGUCCCAGUCUCCACCCAACCCUCAGCUGUCAAAGGAAUCCGUGCAUGUGAAUGGCGAGAGAAUGGAGAAUGAGUCUGAUGAAGAAGAGUCAGAGGAAGGAGAAGACACGGAGGAGGAUGAGGAGCUGGUCAGAGAGGAUGGAGCCAAGGCCUCUCAGGAGGGACCCAAGAUAGCUUCAGUUUCUCAGCCUCUUGAAGAAGAACAGGAGUCUGAGGAGUCACCAGAGGGCGAAGGUGAAGAGGAAGGGGAUGAAUCAGACAUGAGUUCAGAGUCCAGUUUGAAAAAGAAAUGGAAAAAGAAAGUCAAGGGGGACCACGCCUGGCUCCGACCAUCAAGGAAACGCAAGAGGAAAUCGAAAGCGAAAACAGAAGGACUUUCAGGAAUGGAGUCCCAGUCUCAAUCUGAGAGCCAGAGCUCCCCAUCAGCCCCUUCUGACAACAGGAAAGAGUAUAAAGAAGUCCCACUAGACUCCCUCAACCUAGCGGCACAGGAAGCCUUACUGUCAUCUCAGAGUACAGCUGUUUCAGGGUCAGUGGAGAGCACAGACGCUGACAUGGUGCAGGAACUGCCCCUUUGCAGCUGUCGAAUGGAGAUGCCCAAGAGCCGAGAGAUUCUGACGCUUGCGGACAGGAAGUGUAUGGCGACUGAGAGCAUUGACGGUCAGCUGAGCCGUUGUCAGAGUGCAGUGCUGAAGCACGAGAUGAUGAGGCCUUCAAACUCUGUCCAACUGCUGGUUCUGUGUGAGGACCAUCGCACGGGCAUGGUCAAACAUCAGUGCUGCCCAGGCUGUGGCUUCUUUUGCAGAGCCGGUGUCUUCAUGGAGUGUCAGCCAGAGGUGAACAUCUCCCACCGGUUUCAUCGAGCCUGUGCCUCGGUGCUCAACGGUCAGAGCUUUUGUCCACACUGCGGAGAGGAGGUCAGCAAGGCGAAAGAGGUCACCAUUGCCAAGGCCGAUACGACGUCUACUGUGCCUCUCACCCACGGCCCCUGCACGCCCAGCACCUCAGAGGGCAAAGCGGACACUACCACUGGAGGGUCCACUCGGCUCUCUGUUCUUGGAGAGGGCAAAGCAGAUAGCACCUUACCCAGACCUACACAGUCACAGGACACAUCUGUGUCCCCUUUGUACUCGAAAACUGGGCCUGUUGGAGCUGAAUUUGGAAACGGACUUCCACCAGGACCACCUAAAGAAACUCUGGAAAGUGUCCUGCUGGCUCUAGAUGCAGAGAAACCCAAAAAGCUUCGAUUUCACCCAAAACAGCUGUAUAUUUCUGCCAAACAAGGAGAGCUGCAGAAGGUCCUACUGAUGUUGGUGGAUGGGAUAGACCCUAACUUUCAAAUGGAGAGCCAAAACAAACGCACACCGCUCCAUGUAGCAGCUGAAGCAGGUCAUCAGGAAGUCUGCCAUAUGCUGGUCCAGGCUGGUGCAAACCUUGACAUGUGUGAUGAGGACCAGCGGACGCCCCUGAUGGAGGCCUGUGAGAACGAUAAUCUUGACACAGUGCGCUAUCUUCUGAGAGCUGGAGCCAUUGUCUCUCACAAGGAUGUUGAGGGUUCAACAUGUCUCCAUCUUGCUGCUAAGACUGGGCAUUUCGGCAUUGUACAACAUUUGCUGUCUACAGGAAUUGUAGAUAUUAACUGCCAGGAUGAUGGAGGUUGGACAGCCAUGAUUUGGGCCACGGAGUACAAACAUGUAGACCAAGUAAAACUCUUGCUCUCCAAAGGGGCUGAUAUCAACAUCCGAGACAAGGAGGAAAAUAUCUGUCUGCACUGGGCAGCAUUCUCUGGCUGUGUGGAGAUAGCUGAGAUCCUGCUGGAUGCCAAGUGUGAUCUCAAAGCCAUCAACAUCCACGGAGACUCACCGUUGCACAUAGCGUCACGGGAGUGCCGGCUCGACUGUGUGAACUUGUUUCUGUCGCGUGGUGCUGACAUAAGCCUCAAGAACAAAGAGGGAGAGACGCCCAUGGAUUGCUGCAGCCAGAACUCGAAGGUUUGGAACGCCCUUCAAGCCAGCAAAAAGCAGAGAGAAGCUAACAGCAACCAGACUAGCCCAGUAGAGAAGCUUCUCAACAGGGACAUCGCCAGAGGCUACGAGAAGGUCCCCAUUCCGUGUGUGAAUGCAGUGGAUAGCGAACCUUGUCCUGACAACUACAAAUAUGUCCCCGAUAGCUGUGUGACAUCCCCGAUGAACAUUGACAAAAAUAUCACCCACUUGCAGUACUGCGUCUGUAAAGACGAUUGCUCCUCAGCUAGCUGCAUGUGUGGCCAACUCAGCCUGCGCUGCUGGUAUGAUAAAGAGAGCCGUCUGCUGCCUGAGUUCUGCAAUGAGGAGCCACCUCUUAUAUUUGAGUGCAACCAUGCCUGCUCCUGCUGGAGAACCUGCAAAAACCGUGUGGUACAGAACGGACUGAGGAUAAGACUGCAGUUGUUCAGGACGCAGAUGAUGGGAUGGGGUGUCAAGACAUUACAGGAUAUCCCUCAAGGAACGUUUGUUUGCGAAUACGUGGGUGAGAUCAUCUCUGACACCGAAGCAGAUGUCAGAGAGAAUGACUCCUAUCUUUUUAGUCUGGACAGUAAGGUGGGUGAUAUGUACUGCGUUGAUGCACGUUUCUACGGCAACAUCAGCCGCUUCAUAAACCAUCACUGUGAGCCGAAUCUGUUCCCCUGUCGAGUGUUCACCUCUCACCAGGACCUCAGAUUUCCUCACAUCGCGUUCUUCGCCUGUAAGAACAUCAGUGCCGGAGACGAACUUGGGUUUGAUUACGGUGGUCACUUCUGGGACGUAAAAGGGAAGCUGUUCAGCUGCCAGUGUGGCUCAUCCAAAUGCAAGCACUCAGCAGCCACCAUCGCCCAGAGACAGGCAGACAGUACUCCAGGAUACCAGCAGCCCAGCGCCCUGCCCGAUACUAGCUCGUCCACCCCAUCCAGCCCCAGCUAAGCCCAUCUUUCUAGCAUAAAACAUCCGGUUCUCCUACUUCUACCAGCCUGUCACCUCCCAUCACCAGCACAGGCACACCUCUGCCAUCUCUAAUCAGCUCCGGUUACCAACCCGGGCCACUUGAUGCUACACCCACAGUGCCAUGUUUAGCUCUGGUGGUCUGAAAGCCUGAUUGGUUGAAGCAGUUUAGGGGUUUAAAGUCUCGAAGGUGAGAGGUGCACAACUGAACUGGUUUUUCAGGUGUUCGGUAUGCACAUUUUGUAUAGGUUUUUUAUUGUCAGGCAGCCCCUUUGGAGCACGAUCUUGUUUGACAUCAUCAAAAGAGCUCAAAGUGGAGUUUUUUUUCUCUUUUAAUGGAAAUUAAUGGAUUUUGCAACAGGCUUCCUUUGAAAACUACCUAAUUCUUGUCGCACAAUGUGUUCUCCUGCCCGACUCGAUCUUCUGCGUCAUUUCUUGUCAUCUUUUAUGAACCGUAUUCUUCGAAGUUUUACUUUACCAGUCAAGGAUUCCCAAAUCCAAAAUGAGUUUCAAAUAAUGUUCAUUUAUGCGUCUGUUUGUUUUACUUUUCUUCUGAUUUUAGUUUUUGCACAUUCACGGAAUAUGCAGAAAAUGAUGUAAAGGUAUUCAAAGACCAACCUCUUUUGUUUUUUCUUUCCCACUAGCCCUUUCGGAGUCCUUCAGUGGGCUGUAUUAACUUGGGAUGAGCUGUAGGCUAGCAGUCAUUGGACGUUAGCGCCCAUCGCGCGCGUCCUCUGAUUGGUUCACAGACGCAGGACGUCAUGUCAGUGCUACCAAAAUCAUGAAAAGGCCUAUGAACAGGACAUUUUUGGCCUAUAUAUUCAGCCCAGUUCUUGCGUUUUAAUGGCGAAUCGCCACUGGAAGUGCAAAUGAAUCCUGGACGAGUCUAAAAACAAGCCCUAUGGGUUAUUUCCUGCAUGUUACAGGCCUGGAUAGACACGGCGGUUGUUAAAUGCAUAUUACUUGCACCCACAUCAAUGCAA